Molecule: messenger RNA, 4795 nt
Organism: Larimichthys crocea (large yellow croaker)
Lineage: Eukaryota; Metazoa; Chordata; Actinopteri; Sciaenidae
Gene: fam91a1
Product: family with sequence similarity 91 member A1
Exons: 24
Coding region: 210-2711 (833 amino acids)
Biological process (GO): intracellular protein transport
Cellular component (GO): cytoplasmic vesicle; trans-Golgi network
Source: RefSeq, a predicted model, not a curated record
GACGAACGGCUUGUUCGAAAAUACAACAAGGAAGUGAGCGUUUAUUGUGAAGGGACAAUAAUCACCGGAUAAAACAUCUCUUCGUAUCUGGUGGAGGGUCUGCUCGCUCGGCUGCUGGGUGUCGGGGGGAGGGUGAAGUCACCGUGGACUUGCCCGUUUCUGAUCCGUCUCCGGGGAGUCUUUGCUCGUAGCCAGCUAACUAGCUAGCGAUGAACACGGACGUGGAAUUUCACAUCAGGCAGAAUUAUCCGUGGAACAAGCUCCCUGCUAAUGUCAAACAGAGUUUGGGGAACUCGCAGCGUGAAUAUGAGAAGCACGUUCUGCUGUACAGCAUCCGCAACCAGCUGCGAUUCCGCAAUAACCUAGUGCGCCAUGUGAGGAAAGAUGAACGCAAGUAUUAUGAGGAGCUCCUGAAGUACAGCCGGGAACACCUGAUGCUGUACCCCUACCACCUGUCUGACAUCAUGGUCAAAGGGCUGCGGGUCACUCCAUUCUCAUAUUACAUAGGAAUCAUGGAGGAUAUUAUGAACAGUGAGAAGAGUUACGACUCGUUGCCCAACUUCACUGCUGCUGACUGUCUGCGGCUGCUUGGCAUUGGGAGAAACCAGUACAUUGACCUGAUGAAUCAGUGCAGGUCUUCCAAAAAAUUCUUCCGCAGGAAGUCGGCGCGGGACCUGUUGCCGGCCAAACCGGUGGAAAUCUCUGUGGAGCCGUGGUGGGUGGCUCAGACAGGCUACAUCACUGAGGACGAUAUCAGGAUCUGCUCUCCGGCAGAGAAAAAAGCCAUUGAUAAGAUGAUAGAUUCUGGUCCUCAGCUGGCUGGAUCGAUGGAGUACAAUGUGGUCUUAAGCUUGUACAACCGGGGCUUCAUCUACUUGGAUGUUCCCAUAUCUGAUGACAGCUGCAUCUCAGUGCCCCCACUGGAAGGCUUUGUCAUGAACCGCGUUCAGGGUGAUUACUUCGAAACGCUUCUCUACAAAAUCUUUGUGUCUAUUGAUGAGCAGACAAACGUAGCGGAGCUGGCAAACGUGUUGGAGAUUGACUUGGGUUUAGUGAAGAAUGCAGUGUCCAUGUACUGUCGCCUCGGCUUCGCUGUAAAGAAAGGUCAGGUGUUCUCCUCAGACCAGCUCCACCCCACCUGGAAGAACGCCCCAUCUGUCAACCGACUCAAGAGCACCAUGGACCCUCAGAAGAUGCUGCUGUCCUGGGAGCAGGGCAGUCCUGUCAUGGAGGGAGGCUCCUCAGCCACCGACACAGACACCACCAGUCUGGAAGACCAAGCAGACACAGGCAGCGUCAGCAGCCUGAGCAUCCCAGCCGCACCCACAAAGAGGAUCGCCUUCCUGUUUGACUCUACCCUCACAGCCUUCCUCAUGAUGGGCAACCUGUCUCCGAACCUGAAGAGUCAUGCAGUGACCAUGUUCGAGGUGGGUAAGCUGUCCGAUGAGACUCUGGACAGCUUCCUGGCCGAGUUGGAGAAGGUGGAAAGCACAGCAGAAGGCGAGGCCCAGCGUUACUUUGACCACGCUCUGACCCUGAAAAAUACCAUCCUCUUCCUGCGCUAUAACAAAGAACUCACUCAAGACCAGGGACCUGAUAUCCCAAAUAUAGGUUUCCCCUUGGACAUGCUGCGCUGUGAGAGCCUGCUGGGUCUGGACCAAGCCACCUGCAGCCGCGUCCUCAACAAGAACUACAAGCUGCUCGUCUCGAUGGCGCCGCUCAGUAACGAGAUCAGACCCAUCAGCAGCUGCACGCCUCAGCACAUUGGCCCGGCCAUCCCCGAGGUGAGCUCCAUCUGGUUCAAGCUGUACCUGUACCAUGUGACCGGCCAAGGCCCGCCAUCUCUGCUGCUCUCCAAAGGCUCCAGGCUCCGCAAACUGCCGGACAUAUUCCAGGUCUACGACAGGUUGUUGAUCACCUCCUGGGGUCACGACCCUGGAGUCGUCCCUACAUCCAACGUGCUGACCAUGCUCAACGACGCCCUCACACACUCUGCUGUACUUAUUCAGGGUCAUGGCAUGCACGGCCAUGGAGAAACCGUUCACAUCCCGUUCCCUUUUGAUGAGGAAGAUCUGAAAACAGAGUUCUCCUACUCCAACAUGUGCACGCACAAGGCGCUGCAGAAGCUGAAGGAGCAGGUGGACCUGGAGCACCAGUGUGGCUACAUCACCAUGCUCAACUCCAACAACAGGCACCGUCGCAGGGCCAGCGACAGCACUGAGUGCAGAGGGGACACGCAUCUAGGCGGAGGUCUGGACACCAACGGCAGCACUGAGUCCUUUGAGCUCGUGACAGAAGAAAACAACGGGGACGGCAAAGCAAAGACAGACACCCUUUCAUCUGAAGACGAGUGGGUCCCUCUUGAACUGUGCUUCGGCAUGCCCCUCUUCAGCUCGGAGCUCAACCGCAAAGUGUGUCGAAAAAUCGCCUCGCACAAACUGUGCAGCAGUGAAAGCCUUCAAGAGCUACUUCAUUCGAGCCGAAAGCUAUCGCUGAAGGUGCUGAGCUUCGUUCAAUCAUUCCAGGACGGCAUCCUGCCCGCUGACCUGGACAGCGGCGUGUCGAACCCUCUCAGUCAGCCCCCGGCGGAGUCCGGUGUCCCCCUGCCCGCCCUCAACCUCCUCUUCAAGGACGGGCAGCUGAAGGAGUGGAGCGGGCGGGCCCCUCCUCCCCUGGACAUCUCAGCUCUGCAGAAGGACCAACCCACAUAAAGCCCCCCCCCCCCCAAAACUUCCAGAUUUGAGGAAAAAUUCUUAUUGGAGGUCCAUCCCUGCAUCUUCAUAUCUGAUCACAAGGAAACAAACUCAUUCAGAAGCAUCGCCCUCUUGUCAGUCAGUAUCCACUCAUGGGAAAUUUAGCCUCGCCUGCACUUUGUCAUUAACCUACUGUAUGAGGAAUCAUUCUUCUGACAGCGUUGCCAACACUAGUCCCACCCCCCACCCCCACCCCGUCCCGCUGUUCUCCUCUGUGAUUCCUCGUAUUUGUAGCAAGGCAGUGUUAUCUGUUGGAGUGGUGCUAAUAUCACAAUAUAUAACAAUGAUGCAGGUAAACAGCAUAUAACCUGGAACGCCAUUUAACUGGAAACACAAAGGCUGUUCUUCACUGACUAGUCCCCCCCCCCCCAACCUGACCUGACCCGACCUGACCCUUUCAAUCAGUGGAUGUUUUGUGAUCCUCGAGAGCGAAGUGUAAAAGUGGUUGAUAUCGUAUAGAUGUUCUAAAAAUGACCCACAAAAUAAACAAAGUGUUGAACAGACUUCUUCAGGAAUCAUUUGACGAUAUGCAUAUUCCAGGACCAAGUCUUUGAACUGGAGUCCAGAUACAGAGCCCCGCUGCCUCCCCGUGUCGUCUCAUGUUAAGUGAUCUGAUGCAUGAUACCGUUGCACAACUCGUACCAUUAAAACAAAAAAAACAAAAAAAAACAAACAACUUUCCUCUUUACUCGUAAUCAAUAUCGGGGGCAUUUAUUGUUUGCACUGUGCAGGAUUUCAAACAAACCUGUGGAUGAAGUAAUGUCAUGUAUUUUUUUUAUGUUGGAUCUGUUGUAGUGCGCACAUGAUAUUAGAGCUCACGUUCUUCACAAGAAAGUGUUUCCUCUUAGAAACUCAGACAGGCAUCAGAGAAGCUGCUGUUUUGUUCUUUUUUUUAAAAAGAAAAUCUAUCAUUCUUUCUUUUUCAGUACAAGAGAAACACCAAAGACCAUUUUCUUUUCUUGUAUAAUGAUUUUUUUUUUUUAAAUCUUUUACUGUCUUUUCUUUUUUUUUUCUCUGCCUUAUCACUGUCAGCCAAUCAAAACUCCCAGGUCUUUGAUCAAAUCUCUGGAUUUGAUUUGCUUAUGUUUAGUUUUUUCUGCCUUUUUUUAUUUUAUUUUUUUAUUUUACAAAUGAUUUUUGUGCAUUUCAUCAAGUGUAUGCGUCCAAUUAAAGCAACAACAUUGGAUCACAAACUACCAACUCGUGUUAAGAAUUCGACAAGUUUAACCAAGUGUACCUAAUAUCAUAGAAUGGGAACAGUCAGGUCUGUGUGUUUGACCCAGGCCUGUCGUCUGCCAGUAUCUCUCCCUGGAUCGACUCCAGCUUGUGUGCAGUGCGGUCCACACUUGGCCGGCCCACUGCACUCUCCAUGGUAUUCUGUUUACACCAUGUUUUCGAGAAACGGGGUUUGUAGUCUAGAGAGAAGACGGCAACUUUCGCUGUGGCUAACACAGACCCAUGGGAUGGAAAUGCUAAUGCUUUGCCCAGCGUCUCAGAGAUGUGAUGGUGUGUGUGGCUCCAAGAAUACUUUUUUAUUGCAUUUAGUGAUAACCCAUUUUGUUCAGUUUCUUCUCUCUCUUUUUUUUUUUUUUGAAGGAAUCUGCAGUUUUUGACCCACUUGUGGUUAUUUCUAAUAACGUGAUGCUGAAAUAGAGAAAAAAAAAGACUAACACGAGGUCCCAUUGAAGCAUGACGACUGUGUAGAAACUGUUGUGUGUGCGUGUGUGUGUGUUGUGUAUGCGUGUGUAUUGUACACCUCACUCUCGGUGUGUUUUCAUACAUGCCUACCUUUCACAAUAAGAGUCCCAUCUUAAUCCUGCCUGUCUGUUAUCUAGUUGCAGUACUCGGUUAUCCUAGAUACCCCCCCAUCCUCCCUGAGGUAUACAUCCACCACAGUGUUUUUAAAAAAAAUGCUAGUUUUGUAUGUCAGCCUAUAUUUUAGGAACUCUUUGUUGUAGCUUAUUUAAUGGGACUGUGAAUAUCAUUGACUGAGUUAAUAAUGAUGACGCUCUUGUAAUUAAAUGGGUUUUAAAAAAAAAAAA